This is a messenger RNA of Cuscuta campestris, 667 nucleotides long. NCBI's taxonomy places the organism in Eukaryota, Viridiplantae, Streptophyta, Magnoliopsida, Solanales, Convolvulaceae. The record is from the annotation of a GenBank genome assembly.
CCUCACGGAGGGGCGUUCAUGAUCUGCCAUGGUCGUAGACUGUGAUCCCGGAAGACCUCGCGGCGGAACCUUGCGGCGGCGGCGCGAUGGACACAGGGAAAAGCGGAAUCAAGAUAAUCAACAACCCUCCGGAGUCCAAACUCACCGAGUUGGGUGUCAAAUCUUGGCCGAAGUGGGGAUGUGAACCGAGCAAAUUUCCAUGGACGUACUCCUCCAAGGAGACAUGCUAUCUUUUGAAGGGGAAGGUGAAGGUGUACCCGACGCCGACGGGAUGUGAUGACAAAGUUGUUGAAAUAGGAGCGGGCGACCUUGUCGAGUUCCCGGAGGGUUUGAGCUGCACUUGGGACGUCUCUGAAGCUGUUGGCAAGCAUUAUCACUUAGAAUGAUACCCCCCCCCUCCCCAAAUCUCAUUACUCCCAUUUUGACACCGUUUUCUUACAAACAUUACAUGUCUAUACUGUGAAUGCCUGUGAGAAGAGUAGACAUGUGACACUAUUCUGUGAAUGUUUGUGAGAAGAGUGAUGUCAAAAUUGGGGUACCCUAAGUAUAAUUGUAUCACUUUGGAUUUUGGAACAAUAAAUGUUGCCUUCCCUAAUUUGGGCAUGUCGUCACUACUCACUAGUUUAGACAUGAAACUAUCAACCCCAAAUAAAUGUGUUUGUGCGUG